This is a messenger RNA of Lethenteron reissneri (Far Eastern brook lamprey), 5080 nucleotides long. It is a transcript of the gene ANKRD55, whose product is annotated as ankyrin repeat domain 55. Lineage: Eukaryota; Metazoa; Chordata; Hyperoartia; Petromyzontiformes; Petromyzontidae. The record is from RefSeq and is a predicted model, not a curated record. Gene Ontology annotation, molecular function: protein binding. Gene Ontology annotation, cellular component: cytoplasm.
CACCUGACCACCACCACCUCCUCCUCCUCCUUUCUCCUCCUCCUCCCCGUGUCUCGCAUGCACAAGCCAGUGUCAUGUGGCUUCGUCAUGGACUUCAGCCGAUCGUCAGCUUUCAUGGACCACAAAGGAGACGUGUCAGAAGAGACGGACCUGGCCAUUGUGUACCAGGCGGCGGCCAUGGGCGACAACAACACGCUGACGGCGAGCAUCCGCGACGACCCGUCCAUCCUCGAGUGCUGCGACAAUGAGGUCAGAGAUGGCAACGGCUUGGGAAAGCCUUCCUACCAGCAGUGGAUUGAUCAUGGCUCAGGACGACGACGAUGAUGAACGACGACGAACUUCAACCGCCGCUGCCGUUGCCGCUCCGCAGGCUUCACGCCGCUGAUGCACGCGGUGUCGGGGCGACGCCUCGACACGGUGAAGCUGCUGCUCAAGAUGGGCACCUCCAUCAACACACAGGACGCGUGCGGCCGCACGCCGCUCUCGCUCGCCGCGUACCUGGGCUGGCUGGAGGGAUGCCUGUCUCUCCUGCGCAACGGCGCCAGGCAAAACAUGCCGGACAAAAACGGGCGCCUGCCUCUCCACGCCGCCACCGCGCACAACGACGUCAGGACGCUCAACGUUCUUCUGCAGCAGUCGUCCGUGCAAGAGAUAAACCAUCAAGACAACGAGGGAAUGACGACGCUGCACUGGGCAGCGUUCCACAACCACCCGGAGCACGUGCAGGCCCUGAUGGAGCGCGACGCCGACCCCAGCCUGGUGGACAAGGACUUCAAGACUGCCCUGCACUGGGCCGCACAGAACGGCGGCGAACGGUCGUGCGAGCUGAUGCUGCAGCACCGGCUGGGCCCCUCCGUCGUGAACUACGACGACGAGAACGGGAAGACGUGCGUCCACGUCGCCGCAGCCGCCGGACACGCGGCCAUCAUCGCGCUGCUCGCGCGCGUCCCCGAGUGCAACCUGCAGGCCCUGGACGUCGACGAUAGGACCCCUCUGCACUGGGCCGCAGCGGCCGGCCGAGAGAGCUGCGUGGAGGUGCUGCUGGCACUGGGCGUGGACCCCAGCCCGAGUGACAUCAGCGAGAACACGCCGCUCUCCUACGCCGUGCACUGCAACCACUCGGAAUGCGUCAAGCUGCUCUCGACGCAGCCCAGGGCCGAGUCGGCGGCUAUCGCCACGCCGUCGCGGGAGGCGUGCGAGCAGCGUCGCGACGGCCGCUUCCGAGUGCUCAACAAGAUCUUCUCGCGGAGCCGUGGGAGCAAGAAGGAGAAGGAUACGGAGCGCGGUGACGGCAGUGGCGGUGGCGGCGGUGACGGUGGCGGUGGCGGCGGUGGCGGCGACGUGCCGGACGCGCCGGACGCGCGCCUGCCCGCUCGCAACGAAACCUUCGAGGUCGACGAAAUCAUCGCCACCUUCGACGGAGGAGCACGAAAGGACCCGUCAGACGGCACGAGCGCGCUUGCGGCCGCGCACGAGGGCACGCGCGAGGGCACGCGCGAGGACACGAGCGUGAACACGCAAGCGAGAGCUCACGUGGCCACCUGCCCCGGCUGGGGAAAGCAGUGCGGGGCGCAGGGGCGGCUCGUGCUCGGCUCCUUCAUCACGGCGAGGGGCACCUUCCCCGCUCGCACGCGCAGCCUGCCCCCCAUCACGCUCGGCAGCUCCUUGCCGACGCACGAGUCCGGUGCGGCGGGCGGCGGCACCGCGGCCACCGCCACGCCGUCGUCGCCGGCCGUGGCGGCGGAGCAAUGCGACGGGCAGGCGGCCCGGUUCGGCGCCCUCACUGGAAGCUCGGCGGCGGCGGCCGCCGCGGCCACCGCCACGACCGCGGCGGUGGCGGGGCGGCUACUGCUCGGCACGUGCUCACGGAAGAGCCGGAGCGAGCACGAUCUGUUUGACGGGAAGGCCGCGCGUCUGGGCACGGGAGCUACGGAGGGGCCCAGGGAGCUGAGCUGGGCAAGGCCGGGGAGACGCGGAGCCCCCAGCAGCAGCAAUGCGCCACCGCCGCCGCCGCCAACGCAGCCGCCGCCCCUCCUGAACGGGAGCAGGAAACCGUCGUACUCUUACCUGCCUGCGUACCUACCAGCCCUGUACCCACCCAGCACAGGAGACCCGGACCCUCAGGUACAGCCCAAAGGACAAUCAAAGGAAUCCAUGCUGCCUCGACGAAGCUUAUCAACUCUUCCAGGAAGCCUACUUUCCAAAACUCCUCUCGAGGCCAAGCUGCCCGGGAUCACCAAGUCGCCUUCACUGCCCCUCACGCCCUCCUACAUCUCCUCGUCCUCCUCCUCGUGGUCCUUCCCCGAUGCCCUGGGCCAUGCGAGGGUGGGCGCUGCCGGUACCAAUGCCUGCCAAAGGCCUCCCUCGCCCGUGGCCGUCAAUCCAAACAAGCUAGUGCUCGGCCCUCUGCCGGACCACGAAUCGGGCUUCGGCAGACUCAACCCCACGCCUCACUUUGACCCUUGCCUGAGCAGGCUGAGCGGUGUGGGGAACGCCGCCGAGGCCUGCUUCAGCCAUCUCGGGCUUGGGUUAAAAGCUGAGGGCGGCCCAAGCCAGCUCAAGCCCGUGCUCAGCUCAGACUCCAACCUAACGAGGCUCAGCUCCGGGGGGCUGAAGCUGGACGGCGCGAGCAUGAGGCACAGCCAAUCGGACUCGGGUCUCGGCAAGGCCAUGCCAAACUCUUACCCAGGGUUGGACGUGGGCCUGGCCAGGCUGACUCUGCUGGCGCCCAUGACUGCCUCCUCCGAGCUGAGCCACCCGUGGCUCCCACCGACCGGAUCGCUGUCGGCACUCGGAGAGCCCCUCCGCUCCACGCGGCGCGUCCUGCCAGCCAUCCCUGUCCACCGAAAGCCGCCCGCUGCUGGCGAGGGCCUCCAGGGCAGCCGAUGAACGAAGCGGACGCUGAGUGGCCUUGGCUACGGUGGUGAUGUUUCACGCUUGUCGAUUCGACCAUCUCCACAUAUGGUAGGUAUUCUGCGGCGAAAGCUGUUUGACAAUUCGCCCAUGGAGCAAAUUUGGUGUUGGCCAUGGCAGGGCCGGAUUCAGGUACCUUGACUUCUAAGACACCCCUUUGCCCGCUAUCUACUUGCCUGCCUCCGACAUGAAGACAGACAAAAGACCCAAUCAACAAAAAUGGUUUCAAAAAAUGCCAUGUAUUUUUAUGGGCCUCACCUGGCGUUUUUGGCCCGUUUGCACCCCCUCAGUCCCCCCCCCCCUCCCCUCCAUGAAUCUAGCCCUGGGCCGCAGGUGGCCAGUUGUUUUACAUGAUAAAGUAAUAAUGAAAUACGAAUAUUAAUUCAAUACAUUUCAUUUGAAUGGAAUUCGUGACACAAGUUCACAUAAUAACAGACCUCUGUCAACCCUCUGCUGGGUGAGGACCUCCCCUACACCUGGUUUGGUCAUGGGAUUCUUGAACAUGCUUCACCACACUGCUCACACUGUGGGUUGGUGAAGAUGUGGUGAGGUGGUAGGCAGGACCAGGUUCGAUAUUGACUGGCCGGAAAUCAAACUCAGGUCGCCGGGUUUAUACAAGCGGUGCGGUAACCACCACGCCACUGCUCCCUCCUGGUUUUGCGUUGAACUGUGUCCAGAAGGAACAGGGCAUUAUCUGUAUCAGAAUACCAAAUUUAAUGUAGCUGGGUCACUGCAUUCUAAACUAAAUGCAAUACUGUAUAUGUAUAAAUGUUGCAUAUAAACGAGACCAAACUGAGGCAUGACCCCCUUAGGGAUUGCAGAAGUGUUGUACAUUUGUGUAAUUGCACGCGAUUUUCAAAAGGUAAGAAUCAUUAUUAAAUCACAUCCCUUCAGCUCGCAAAGUGUCAUUAGGAAAGGAGACGUGAUUUAUUUUCAUCAUCAUGAGCCAUUUAUCCACUGCUGGAUGAAGGACGCCAUCCCUCAUGCCACAAUCCAUCGCAUGCCUCCACGUGAACCGAUCUCAUCAAUCCUUCUCCUUGGUAGUCAUCCUCUCGUGUGUGUGUUUUUUUUACCCCUUUAGCUGCCAUUCCCAUCACCAGUCUCUUCUAUCCUUUAUUGCAAUGUGUUCUGCCAAAAGCCCACUUUCAUUAACACUCCAUUUGAUGUCUCUGUUCCCCAAUUCACGUGUCCUCUUUAGUUUAAUUCCACACGCGGUCUUUUUGUUUACUGCUCAGCUUUUGCACCAUUUUCUAAGUCGAUGUCUGUGUUUCUGACCCAUACAUCAAAGCGGGUAAUAUGCAUUGAAGUCGUCAUUGUGCUUUACGGUAUUUGACGAACACCUUAAGAAUGCAACACUCACAUUUUCACGUUGUUUCUUAUUUUUAUUUCAAAGGCCAAAAUCCACAUUGGACAUACGGCAAGGUAACUCUAAAUUGUGCUGCUGCGUAGGUGUUCACUGUUGUACUGUUCAGCUGUCCGGUGUGUUUUCGUGUUGUUCCGCGUGUUGUUCGGCAUGAUGUCCAACGUUUGGGAGCUUCUUCAGGAUCUGAAUGUCCACUGCACGCCAAACAACACACGGUGUGCGACCGGAAAACACGCUGCAGAGCUCGGUUCCUUUAUAAUUGUAGCUUAGAUAUCAUUGUGGUCAGUCGGGUAGCUCCCGUGAUAAAGCUAAUAACUAGUCUGCAUGCGCAUGCAUUAAGGAGAUGGCGACCGCAUAUUUGGACAUACUGUAGUUUUAUGACAUUUUCUAUUCAUUCCGUUGAUUAAUUUAUCUGCCUUGGGGAGAAAAGUGACGAGUGGCCUGCGUUCAUGCCCACUUGCGAGAUUCUGGCUUAAUAGUAUCCAUUUGUAGGCAGCUUGCAAGCAAUUUUACACGAUGUUAAUGAAGUGUCGUUGUGUACGGAACUCUUAAAAAUGAUUACAUUUUUAAGGUAGUAGGUUUCAAACAUUUUAAGUGCACUUAAAAGCGAAUGCCUUUCUGUCGAAAAGAUUUGUUCCGUUCCUGCGUGCCCAGUUGCCGCGUUCUCUGUGAACGCAAUACGUCCACCAAAUGGUCUUGGCUGUUUUUUUCAUCUUGGCUCGUCCCUAUUCCGCAGUGCCGUGUCCUUAAAAAAAUAACCUAUGUGUCAUUUCAAUAAAUGUUGCGAAUGCCUGAGAUUUCCCA